This is a messenger RNA of Phalacrocorax carbo (great cormorant), 2998 nucleotides long. NCBI's taxonomy places the organism in Eukaryota, Metazoa, Chordata, Aves, Suliformes, Phalacrocoracidae. The record is from RefSeq and is a predicted model, not a curated record.
GCAGGAUUCACAGCACCCUCCACUCUGAAUUCAGACAAAAGCCAGAACAGGAAGACUCGCAAUCCUGAAUGCUUUAUGAACGUUGCUUCAUAGCAUUUCCUACGUAUCCUGAUUUGGCCCAAAGGGUUAAAGUGUUCUUUGCUUUGGGACCAGUAGGCACAAUCACACAUGCUACCAGUCCUCUGGUAGCAUUUACAGAUCUUCCCCGAUCACUGAUCAGGGUAUGUCACUCCUCUUUCUAAAAGACAUAAUUGUCUGCUUCAUCUCUACUGGAUUCCCCCAACCUGAACUGAUUUUAAGGGGGUGAUGAGUUAAGAAUGAAUUCAGUGUAUCAGACUGCUGAAAGUGCCGGUAGACUUCAGGCUUUCCACGGAGCUAAGCUGCAAGGCUUGGCAUGGCAUCUCUUUUGGAACUUCUUUAACAAAACAGGUAUGCUUUCACCAUUAUUUGUUUAAAUCAAAUAUUUUUGAGGGGAGCUCACAAAUACCAGAAUGAAAGGAGUUCGACAUAGUCCACUAAAUCUAGCCUUAAGGACUAGUAGAAAACCAUAAAUAAGAUAUUAGACAUCUUAAUUUUAUUAGACUUGCAGUUCAUUUACACUUGUGAAAUAUUUACUUGUAAAAUUAUAAAGGAAACACCUAUUUCACACCAGAAUUUGCCAGUUUAAUAGAAUUUGCUGGGAAUGGUGGAAAUCCCGCAUGCUGUACUUUAUGUCAAACUGCAGGACCACUUGCUGUUUCUAAGCUGUACCCAUUAUGUGACUGUAGAGCACCCAGCUCCACACCCUUCUCAUUUGUCUGCUCCCUCUUAGUAGCAGUACUCAUAGCAUGGUUUGCACACCUGCCGAGACGAAAUAUUAGGGCAAAAAGGGGCUUCCUAUACCCUGCAGUCCGGAGUGCAGCCGAGUGCCCUUUCUCACUGAUGUCAGCGCACUAACCCCAGAUGGAGAGUGACCUCCAGGGCUCAUGCCCGAUAAGAAGCAGGAAGGAAUGUGGUGUGCUCUUGGGAAGAAUAAACUUCAAAGGAUACUGGGAUGGCAAACGGUUUCAGCAAUCUUAGUUAAGAGGCAAGGCUAUUAGAGGAGCGGGAAUGACAGUUUUCUACAUGAAAUAUUCCUGCAACAAGGGGGAAAAGAGUUUUGCGUUUUUCCUCUCUUCCAUUGCUGCUGGGCUGCAGAGGAGUUCUUCACCAGAAGGAACUGUUGAAAGGGCCUCUAACGCAGAUCUGAGGAUCUCUGGGAAAAGUUUGUUAUAGUAUCUUUGCUACGUAGCUGGGGCAGAAUACAAAAUCUGAACAUGCUGAGCAUGUCCAAGAGCGCCUUAAUACAAAGCCGAAUAGACACAUACGUAGGACAUUCCCCUGCUGGAACAUCGGUACAGAACAUCAUCCAUUGGCAUCAGCCCAUUUGUCAGGCAGCUUAUAAUAACAAUUUCAACGAAGUUCAGCUCCUUUUGGAGCACAACAGCAACUGUCUGAACAUCCAAGACAGCUUCGGUGGAGACACCCCUUUAAUCUGUGCAUGCAAACAGGGAAACAACAGGAUAGUUAGUUAUCUUCUGAAAAGAAAUGCUGAUGUCAACCUCAGAAACAAGAAAGACCGCACAUGUCUGCAUUACGCUGUGCGAAAACGGUUUACCUUCCUUGACUAUGUGCUCAUCAUAAUCCUCAUGCCAGUUAUGCUUCUUGGAUACCUUCUUAUGGUCUCAAAGACUAAGCAAAAUGAAAACCUCAUCAAGAUGUUGCUUAGAGCUGGAGCGGAUGUUAAUGCUACAGACUUUUCUGGCAGCACAGCCCUUCACUACGCCUGUGAAAUGAAAAACCAGGCAGUCAUUCCUCUGCUGCUUGAAGCUCACGCAGACACCUCUGUAAAGAAUCAGGAUGGGGAGACUCCCUUAGAUAUAGCAAGAAGAUUGCAGUUCCACAACAUUGAAAGCAUGCUAAGGAAAACUUCCUAGUCAUCAAGGACUCUUGGACGCGCAAAAAAAUUACCUCAUCUGGCAAUCCAUCUUGCACAGCAGCAGGAGUUGUGCAGAGGGUUGAGGGCUGUUACUUGAUAAAGACUUGGUCCAAAUCCACCAUUCCUUGCUGCAGAUUUUGACUCUUUUGUGUGAGACUUGUCAAUACCCCCAAGACCACGUGGGCUGAAAGGAGUUUGUUUGAUUUUACUAAGCCGUGAAUGAUUACAAUAGCUUUCAAAAUAUGGCCCUGCGUAUCUGCUUCCCUGGUUUCAGUACUUGAUUGCACAGACUGUGGAUUUUGAAAGCCAGCUGUAAUAUUCUGGAAGCUUAAACAUUGCACAUGACAGUUGGCAGCCAAUGCAAAAAUGAAAUAUUCUUUAGAGUGUGUGUUACUUUUUCUGUAGGGGAUACACUUGACAACUGAACAAUAUGCCACAGCAGUUUGUACCAAGUCCAGUACCCAUCCUCUUUGUUUUUCCCUUCCUACAAUGGGAGUGACUGGGAAAGUAGAUCUCUCAGCUUAGCCUUCCUCCUUCCAUCCCUGCUACAGGUCUCACACACCUUAAUUCUCACUGUGUUGUUACAAGAGAAGGAUUAUCUUAUAUAUAUAAAAAAAAAAAAAGAAACAAAAGAAAUAGCAAAAAGAGAUUCAGUGAGUUGCUGGGGACCACAAAGAAAGCCAAUUCCCAGGUUGCUUUAAUGCAUUAAGAAGUAACAAUGAAAAUAUGUUUGGCCUGGUAGAGAAAUAAGUCUCUUGACUACCUUUCCGAUAGAAACAGCGUACUAAAGGAAAAAAAAAUCAACAAAUGAAAUGCUGUUGUUGGGAACCAGGGGUAUCCUUCCGACGGGACUGGACCGGAUAGCAUGCUUUGCAGAGUCACGCAUGCAGCAGGGGGUGCAUAUACCAAAUAAUAGUAGAUUAAUGAGUCUUCUCUUGCAUAGGUGGAGACAGAAGAAAACCUGCAGUGUAAGCUAUGUAUUAACGUGCCUGGUACUUUGUGAUUUAAUAAUGCAGAAAUAAAGGGGAAUCACCUUUUAAA